CGGGCGCGGGACUGAUGCCGGGCGAGGAGAGGUGAUGGAUAUUCCCAUGGCUGUGCCCCGGCUGGACGGGCUGUUCCUGCGGCGGUUCCUGCGGCUGCUGGCCGUGCUCUUCCCCGGGUGGCCCUCCGCGAGCGCCCUCAUGUUCCUGACUCUGCUCGGUGUCGCCUUGCUGGAGCAGCUGGUUAUUUACCAGGUCGGCGUCAUCCCCAGCCAGUACUAUGAGGUCCUAGGGGACAAAGAUUUCUCCGGGUUCAAAACAUUGACUGCCGUUGCCGUGACUCUGAUCAUAGUGAACUCCACGCUAAAAAGCUUCGACCAGUUUAUCUGCAACAUGAUGUAUGUGAACUGGAGGAAGUCCCUCACUGAAUACCUCCACAGCUGCUACUUCCAAGGCCAGGUCUACUACAACCUGCAUGUGCUGCGUGAGGACAUCGAUAAUCCGGACCAGCGCAUCAGCCAGGAUGUGGAGAGGUUCUGCAAGCAGCUCAGCUCCAUGGCCAGCAAACUUGUCAUCUCACCUUUCACGCUGGCCUACUACACCCACCAGUGCUUUCACAGCACAGGCUGGCUAGGCCCAGUGAGCAUCUUUGGGUAUUUUGUCAUUGGGACGAUUGCAAACAAAGUAUUGAUGAGCCCAAUUGUGUCUAAACUUGUGCAGCAGGAAAAACUGGAGGGCGAUUUCAGGCAGUGCCCUUGGUUCAGUCUCCCAGCUCAGUCUUCAGGCUGUUUGCCUGGUCAUUGCUGGUGCCUCUGCUAUGGGUGUGUUGAAGAAAACUCCACAUGGAGCUUCACUGGCUGCAGAUGCAAGUUCAACGAACUGCAUCUACUGACAGAAAUCAGGUUCAAACACAUGCAGAUUCGUGUCAAUGCAGAACCAGCUGCUUUCUACAGGGCUGGGCGAGUGGAGCACAUGCGCACGGACCGGAGGCUGCAGAGCCUGCUGCAGACCCAGAGAGAGCUGAUAGGCAAGGAGCUGUGGCUAUACAUUGGGAUCAACACCUUUGACUAUCUGGGUAGCAUCCUGAGCUACAUGGUCAUUGCCAUUCCCAUUUUUUCUGGGGUCUACGGUGACCUGAGUCCAACAGAGCUCAGUGCCCUCGUCAGCAAGAAUGCUUUUGUUUCCAUCUACCUCAUUGGCUGCUUCAGCCAGCUCAUAGAUCUCUCCAGCACUGUGACCGAUGUAGCUGGCUACACACACAGGAUUGGUGAACUGCAGGAGACCUUGCUGAGCCUUGGCAGAAAAAAAAAUGGUAACUACUCAGAAGCCAAAACCAGCUGGGAUUUGGACGGCAGCCAUUCUGGGGAGGACCCAGUGCCAAGGGACACAGCUUUCCUUCUGGACCAAGUGACACUUUCGGUGCCGUCCUCUGGCAAGCUGCUCAUCAAGGACUUGAGCCUCAGGAUCUCACAAGGAAACAGUGUGAUGAUUGUGGGAAACACUGGUACAGGGAAGACAUCUCUCCUGAGGGUCCUUGGAGGACUCUGGGAGAGCACGCGGGGGAGCAUCAAGAUGCUGACCUGCUUUGGCCCCCGGGGAGUGGUGUUCCUACCACAGCGGCCCUUCUUCACCGACGGAAGCCUGCGUGAGCAGGUGAUCUAUCCCCUGAAGGAGAUCUAUCCAGUUUCAGCUUUCUCCCCAGGGUCUGCAGAUGAUGAAAGAAUUCUGCGAUUCCUGGAGCUGGCUGGGCUGACUGAUUUGCUGGCAAGGGCUGGAGGACUGGAUGAGCAGGUGGACUGGAACUGGUAUGACAUCCUGUCUCCAGGGGAGAUGCAGAGACUCUCAUUUGCACGGCUCUUCUACCUCCAGCCAAAAUAUGCGGUGCUAGAUGAAGCCACCAGUGCCUUGACAGAAGAGGUGGAGCAUGAACUGUAUCGUCUGUGCCUUCAGCUGGGCAUGACGCUGAUCAGCGUGGGACACAGACCCAGCCUGGAAAAGUUCCACAGCUGGAUUUUGAAACUUCAUGGGGAGGGAAGAUGGGAGCUCACUCGAUGCGAGAAGAUGAAGCGGCUCCCUGCUGGGGAAGGACACUGAAAAACAUGCCCUUGUCUGGCCAGACGCAGAACCUGCACAUCUGGGAGAGCUCUCAAUAGCAGACAUGGAGCUGCCAAGCCAGCAACUGUCAACAUAUGAUUCAAACAGUGGAAGGCCAAUUCUGGAUUUUGCUGAUGGACACAGAGCAUGUCAGAACUCAUAGUGUGGGGUUCUGUCAGGAGCAGACAGCUAUGCCAUCCUUCUCCUGGCCUCCUUUUGCCUCCCUGGCUCUCAUGCAGGAAAGGGGUGAGCUGCUAGGCUGCCCAAAGAGAAGAUGCUGCCUCGUGGGCCUUGUAGAAACAAGAGCCAGAGGAACCUCCACUUUGUCCAGGAUGCAGUGGUGCAAGGCUAGGAUGCAGCCUCCUUUUCUGCCCUCUGUGCCUUUCUGGGAGCUCUGUCUUUCAUACACAGCUCUGCAGAACAGAUUUCUGUACUUUGUGGCUCUAUUGAGGGUUGUGUUCCCCAAGAGGAGCAUUGUAAGGGGAGGAGAAUGCUAGCACAGAGAAGGGGUGCGUCUGCUCUCCUUAUGACACAUAGCUAUAUGUAAAAGGAACAUUUUUUUAUUAAAAUAUGGGGCCUGUUUUCAAA
This is a messenger RNA of Neopelma chrysocephalum (saffron-crested tyrant-manakin), 2620 nucleotides long. It is a transcript of the gene ABCD4, whose product is annotated as ATP binding cassette subfamily D member 4. Gene Ontology annotation, molecular function: long-chain fatty acid transmembrane transporter activity; ATP hydrolysis activity; ABC-type transporter activity. Gene Ontology annotation, cellular component: peroxisomal membrane. The coding region runs from base 35 to 2032 and encodes 665 amino acids. The transcript is spliced from 20 exons. The record is from RefSeq and is a predicted model, not a curated record. Gene Ontology annotation, biological process: very long-chain fatty acid catabolic process; peroxisome organization; fatty acid beta-oxidation. NCBI's taxonomy places the organism in Eukaryota, Metazoa, Chordata, Aves, Passeriformes, Pipridae.